Messenger RNA from Paramecium tetraurelia, 945 nucleotides. RefSeq lists its product as uncharacterized. Gene Ontology annotation, cellular component: CCR4-NOT complex. The transcript has 5 exons. The record is from RefSeq and is a predicted model, not a curated record. Lineage: Eukaryota; Ciliophora; Oligohymenophorea; Peniculida; Parameciidae. Gene Ontology annotation, biological process: mRNA catabolic process; negative regulation of translation.
AUGCAAGUAGUAGCAAAAAUCCCUGUUGAAAUUAACAAGACCUUGGAUGAGAAUUAUAAGGUGAUCAAGGAUCAAUGCAAAAAUGAAAUGCUCAACUAGAUGAUUAAUAGUUUAUUAGAUCAAAAACAAGCACCUCAUAUUCGAUUACAAUUUCUGUACAAUAUUCGACAAUAAGAUUAGAAUAUAUAAUUAUCUGAUCUAUGCAUCAACCAACUUGAAUUGAACAUAGUCAAUAAUAUCAAAUAUUAUGGGUAAUCAUUAGAGCAAAUACUAAGAUACACAGAUUUAUUAAACUAGAAUAAAAUAGAGUUUUCUUGUGAAUUCAUGAGACCAAUUCCCAUCACAUUCAAUUCUUAAAGUUUCGAUUAUAUUCAAUUGGAUCUGACUCAUCAAACCAUUUGGGACUACUCCAUUACUCCUUUGAUGAGAUUUCGCCAUAUAUUGUAUUAAGCUUAAUGUACAAAACUGUAAUAGGGAGAUCAUCAACUGAUUCUGAGUCUAUUCAAACCAGAAUAUAAGAUUGAUUGGAAUCAAUUCAAACUUUUGGUUGAGUACAAUCCAUAAUUAGUGAGUGAUCUCAUAACAAAAUUAUAUCAAUUGGGAGUAAAUGCUAACGUAUAUUUGGACUGUUUAAUUUAGAUUAAGAUUAGUAUUCAGACUUUAGAAUUAGUGAACUAAUUAUCAAAGAGCAUAAGUCUACCAGACCAAUUCUUUAAUAUGUUCAUAAGGAAGUGCAUAGUAAAUUGUGAAGAAUACAAGAUCCCAUAACAAUUGACUAGAUAAGUGAGAUUAGUAUCAGUGUUUAUCCGUACAUUGAUUAAAUAAAAGACAUUUGAUCCAAAAAAGAUUUAUGUAGAAUUGCAAGGGUUUUGCUUAGAAUUUUCAUCCAUUCUAGAAGCAACUCAAUUAUUUAAGACUAUUAAGAAUGCAGUACAAGAAUAAUGA